AUGCUCCCUCGAAGCACCUCUCUGUGCAUAGCACUCCUGGCAUGGUGCUCGAUAGUCAGAGCUUUUCCGCAAGACCCAUGUCCCAUUAGACCAAACAGCUACGAUGCCAACGUAAACUACUUUGCAAACAAUCAGGCUACAGUCAGUUAUGCCAAGUACUUUACGAUUACAUACACAAACACAUACAAGAUUGUCAAUAUUACUGCCACUAGUCCACCAACAGUCUUUGUAUUGUACUUGUGCAACAACCCUCAACCAAAUGUAACUGGUAUACCAGCUACCAACUACGUGUCAAUCCCAGUCAGAAGUGCUGCGUUUGCUGACAUGCCCAGUAUACGUUACAUUGAGCGAUUUGGUCAAGGAGGCUCAGUAACCUCUGCAACCAACUUGGACGACAUCAUCUCACCUUGUAUGCAGACAGCCGUAACCAACGGCAGUAUCCAGGCAUUACCAAGCAGUGGUGUCCCACCAGUCUCAGCAGAUAUCCUCUUUGCCGGAACGCUCUUUGCAGGAUCCAGCGCAUUGCCCCCACAAGUCCCAACACUCUACCAAAGCGAAAUCACACCAAUGGCUAGAUUCGAAUGGAUCAAACUAUUCGCUGCAUUCUACAAUCUCGAUGAUUGGACUGGUCGUCUAUUCAGUCGUGUCGCUGGUGAAUACACUUGCAUAGUAUCCGGAGUCAGUGGAUUUGUAGGUCAAACCAAUCUGCCCAUUGUCGCAUGGCUCAAGCUCGAGAAUGGGAGAUAUGUAUCUCCUGAUGAAGCAUACUCUCAGCAACUGAUAAAAGAUGCUGCUGGUAUACCUAUCGCAAUGCCGGACUCGGGAUACUUUGUAGAUCAGACUAACAUGCUAGUGGGUGUAUUAGCUGCUGAUUAUCUGUUGGACAACACGGCUGUCGGUGGAACCAAUGAUGAUUCUAGUGUGCCUAUUCAGGACGGUGUAUAUACGUUUGAGUCCUUCCAAACCAACUAUGGAAUGACCUACCAGGCUGGAAUCUCCGUCCCAUACAAGUUUUAUAAUAAUCGAGCUGUAUAUAGAGCAGAUAGAACCCGGACUCCCAAAGCUUAUGAUGCUUGGCCAUUGUGGUACCCUGCACAACCUAUAUCGAGCCUUUUAGACGUUGUGGAAAUGAUUCAUGGUCCAUAUACCAACUUGACCUUCCCAACCUACUUCAGAAACAUUUCCAGUAAUACCCAAGCAUAUGAAUUCCUGAACCCAACAUGUGACGUACCUCUAUAUAAGAUCCCAGAUCUCCCCACCACAUCCUGUGCCAUCGCACUAGCAGACGGCGACACGGUCCAACCACCACAAUUCGGAUGGGUACCAGACGCACAAUCCAUAUUCGUACCACUGCCAGGCGCCGAAACACCUGCAGCACCAAACAAUGGUUCCAAAUACGCAGAACUGAUUGCUGCAGUAGUAGUAGGUCUCUUCAUCUUCCUCCUGGUGCUAUUCGGUCUCGCAUGGUGGUGCUACAGACGUGGCAGAAACACUGGCGAAAAGCACAACUUCCAAGUUAAAAUGCCACGAGCUGUGCGUCGUCACUUGAAGGGUAAACGACCAGACAGAGAUGGUGAUGGUAGUAGAAACAAGUCAUUCUUUGGACCUAGCUCGCGUGGUAAUUUCCCUGUGCUUACUGGCGGUGCUGGACGAUGGAACAAGAUGCCUGAAGACAAGACGACUAUAUUUGAUGCCUCGCCAUGGGAUGAUUCGGUAUCUACUGCUGCUCCUGGUAUGCCAGUAAGAGUUAUUGUCGAGGGAGAUCCGAUUGUAGAUCCAUUUGAAAACACGACGACGUCUCGAUCUCGGUCAUACACUGGACGUAAUAAUAAUAGUAGUAAUAGUAAUGGUGGUAAAAAAGUGACUUCUAACGGCACCUUAUCAUACAAGUCAACCACAUUUAAGCAGCCAAGUAACGCAGACAUUGAACGGAACUUUGCACCAUCAUCUGAAGAAGACGACGAACCAGAAGAAAUCGAAAUGAGGUCACCGCCAGUUAAUCCAUGGACUGAUCGACCAAAUGAUUCAGGUGCUGAAGUUGGCACUGAUAACGAGUCUCGUCGUGGUGGAAAGAAGAGGAAUGGCAACAGUGGCAACAACAUAGGAAGUAGUGUAAAAACUUUUGGAAAGGGGAUUAUGGAUAACAUGAGGAAUCAGCAUCAGCAGAGUCUGUUGACAAAGUUUGGCAAGGAGAGAGGUGAGGGGAGUGGGUUUCUCAUUAAGGGGGAACAACUUCCGUAA
This is a messenger RNA of Synchytrium microbalum, 2241 nucleotides long. RefSeq lists its product as uncharacterized. Bases 1 to 2241 code for a protein of 746 amino acids. The transcript has 7 exons. NCBI's taxonomy places the organism in Eukaryota, Fungi, Chytridiomycota, Chytridiomycetes, Synchytriales, Synchytriaceae. The record is from RefSeq and is a predicted model, not a curated record.